Molecule: messenger RNA, 2938 nt
Organism: Stomoxys calcitrans (stable fly)
Lineage: Eukaryota; Metazoa; Arthropoda; Insecta; Diptera; Muscidae
Gene: twz
Product: BTB/POZ domain-containing protein Tiwaz
Exons: 6
Coding region: 1096-2133 (345 amino acids)
Biological process (GO): protein homooligomerization
Molecular function (GO): protein binding
Source: RefSeq, a predicted model, not a curated record
GAGUGCAAGAGUUUUGUGUGUGUGUUUUUUUUUUGUUUCUGCGGGGGGGUGGUCAACGUAGUAAAGAUCCAAUCAUUCACCCAUCUAUCAAUGAACACCACAACUAUUGGCUCGUGUGGAUGAAACCGAGCAGAAACUCCUGUGAACACCAUCUACCACUGCAGCCAUAAAAACAAGGAACAACAAAAACUCACAAACGCAUUUGGCAACACUUUGGUAAGGUGACGGAAAUCCCCGCCAAUAACACCAACUGACCCCCACGACCAACAAAACCACCCUUCACAUUAUCCCAUCACUGUGUCUGGCCUGGCUGGCCAACGCCAGAUGCAAACGCCCAUCCACACCGAGUUCGAUGUUGAGUGGAGCACCACAAGUCAAUUGCUUGGCCAUUUGUUACUUUGCUGCUGCAUCCACACUUGCCUGGGUUGUUGUGGCUCAAUUAGUGGCAACACAUAAACCGGAAAUAGAUUAUUGAAAUAACAGCAGCGGCAGCAGCAACAACAACGACUUCAACCAACACGAUAUUCCUAACAAAUGGUGAGAUGAGAUUAUUUGCCUGCGACCGCAUAAAACACAGCAACGUGACACAGCAAAUACGCGCGCAAAUCUCUGGAAGAAGCAGCCAAGUAACCCUCCCCAAUUUACUGGCAAAAACAAACAACAGUGCUAACACUAAACAGCCGUGAACAGUAACAGCACACCAAGAAGUGGCCCAACUUGUAUCCACACACACACAUACACUACAGCUGUGGUGUCUUGUCGCAAGAGGAAACAGCGGCAAAGGAUGAGGAGAUAAUGUGCCAAGGUCGUCAUUGUGGGUAAGAGUGCAAGCCACCAGGCAGGCACUCACUCACAUAUUGAGGCAGAUGCAAGGAGCAGCAACAAAUACCAUCAGCACCAUCAGCAGCAGCACAACAACAAAAGACAACUUCCAAACAUCUACAAUUAGCAGUCAUCCAACAAGGUGGCAAGUUGUAAAACAACUUCGACUAAAUGCAAAGCGCAGGCUCACUUCAGUGAACGUCAUUUGUGGCAUUGGAUCAAAGAUCAUCUUUGACGGUGGAGUCCUCCUGUCCAAAAAGAAAAAAAUGCGAUAUGGAUCGAGAACGAGAAAGAGAAAACAAAUCGCUCGAACCCAGAGAUUUAUCAUCGACUGGAAGGAUUUACGCCCGAAGUGACAUCAAAAUAAGCGCUUCACCUACAGUUUCGCCAACGAUCUCAAAUUCCAGUUCGCCAACACCCACACCGCCAGCCAGUUCAGCAGUAACACCGCUAGGCUUGCCCCCCGGCACAGUGGGUCCGGGUAUAAACAGCGGUUCGGGCAGUACAUCGGGAUCGGCUGCAAGUGCGGCCUCCUACAUGCAUGCCAAUCAUAAACCCAUCACAGGCAUCCCAUGUGUGGCAGCAGCCAGUCGUUAUACAGCUCCGGUUCACAUUGAUGUGGGAGGGACGAUAUACACCAGCUCUUUGGAGACGCUGACCAAGUAUCCGGAUAGCAAAUUGGCGAAACUAUUCAAUGGAUCCAUUCCCAUAGUGCUGGAUUCGUUGAAGCAGCAUUAUUUUAUUGAUCGUGAUGGCGGCAUGUUUAGACACAUUUUGAAUUUCAUGAGAAACUCAAGACUACUUAUAUCAGAAGAUUUCCCCCAUUUGGAAUUGUUGCUGGAGGAGGCGCGAUAUUUUGAAGUAGAACCCAUGAUCAAACAGCUGGAGAGCAUGCGCAAAGAUCGUGUACGUAAUGGCAAUUAUUUGGUGGCACCUCCUACGCCGCCUGCUCGCAUCAAAAGUAGUCCUCGCAUUGGCAUCAACAGCGAAUACAAUUACGAAGUGGUUGCUCUGCACAUCUCCCCUGAUUUGGGGGAACGCAUUUUGCUCUCCGCCGAACGUUCCCUGCUUGACGAGGUUUUUCCCGAGGCCAAUCAAGCCACCCAGACCAGCCGCAGUGGAGUGUCCUGGAACCAGGGUGAUUGGCGCCAGAUUAUUCGCUUCCCGCUCAAUGGUUAUUGCAAACUCAAUUCGGUGCAGGUCUUGACGAAGCUCUUGAACGCUGGCUUCACCAUCGAGGCCAGCACCGGCGGCGGAGUCGAGGGUCAACAGUUCUCGGAGUAUUUACUUGUAAGACGUAUACCAAUGUGAUAAACUCGAGCAAGGAGUUCGGUGUAAUAUGCCCCAGCCGCCUAAACGGCGCGGCCCUCUUUAAAUGGCAAUUUAAAGGAUUACACUUAAUCUUAGAUAUUUUUUAGACAACAAAUUAACUUGGAUAAAUUACGAUUAAUUCAUUACAAUAUAGACAUUAAGAGACCCCCUCCUCCUCAAUGUAACAGCUCCCCUCCCUUGCCCUAAGAAGAUGCCGCAAGCAGCAUAUCCACGUUUGAUGACCACCACUAUGCAAUUAAUGAUCGUGGUGGCUACUUUUAAGAUAUUCCAAACCCAUUUUUCUUCUUUGCCAAGCGCCCACUCACAUAGUUAAGUCCAAAUCAAGAACUGAUUUCUUAGUUAAAUGUUGCAUAUAAAUGUAGUUUCUUUCGAUUUGUACAAAUAAACAAAUGUAUUUAUUUAGUUUUAAGUUCGUCACACCCAAGCCCACACCCACACACCCAUACACACUCAAUCUCAUGCACACUUGCUCAUGUGCACAGCCUAAUCUAAGUCGCACUUUCCCCAUCGUAACCUUUCUUUUAUCCCUUUACACCGCCCACACACUUAAAUAUCCAUAUCCAUAGUCAUCAUCAAAUGGCAUAGCAGUCCAUGGUGUAACCCCCAAAAUCCCAUAAUCCAGACAGUAAAUGAAAAUCAGUGUAAUUUUUCUAAGUGUAGUUUCAUUCUUACGAAAAAUAAUAAUAAAAACAAAAACAAAUAAAUCAUAAAAUAAAGCAAAGAAAACAAAUGAAAUUAAAAAUCGGUUUAAUAUAGGAGCCGAUGGCAUUUGAAACAACAAUAA